AUAAAAAAAAUCAUGCAAUGCAUUUUUAGUGUCUCACAUUUUAGGGCCUUUUGCAUAAAACAAUUUUUUUUUUUUGAGGGGAUGCAUAAAAUAAAAAAAUAAAAAUAAAAUCUUGAUACAGAGUUGAACUAUAACAUAAGUACAUAACUCAAGGCCGAACACCUUGCCGCCGUUGAAAUUCCCUGACUCGUACGGAUAUUCCGAGGCUCGAAUUGCAGAAGCUUGUUCCAGAUCAAUUUUUCAAGUUGUGGCUGGAAAUCUGGAAUGAAUGACCUAUCAUCCUUGAGCCCAGGGGGUGUAGCUUCUUUUGAAAUUGUAAUUAUUACGAGUAAAAAGAGGGGAACUUUGGUUGUAGAAUGAUAUGGUAGUAAUUAAAAUUGCGUGUUGCGAAAAGCUAGAACAUAGAUAGAUUAUAAAGAAACUGUCUCAGGGACGGGCCAAAUGGCUAUUGAGUGGAUUCCUCGGUAAUUUUCGAAGUAAAAUGUAUUAGCUUUACAUUAUGAAUUGGCAUGGGUGCUGACAAUAUUGAUGAAGAGGACGGUAACAUGAGGAUCCGUGCCUCAACGGAUAACGGAGAUGCUGAAGCGAGUGAGGGCGGGGAGGUGACUCCAACUGAUGUUUAUGUGGUUCAAGAUGAAGUAUUUGUUCUGGAGCCACAUGUUGGUAUGGAGUUUGAGUCUGAAUCAGCUGCCAAGACAUUCUAUGAUGAGUACGCUAAGCGUGUUGGUUUCAGCCCAAAACUCUGUCAGACUGGCCGUUUUAGACCUGAUAGUGCUGUCACGUCUAGACAGUUUGUAUGUAUGAAAGAGGGGUGGAAAAGGAAGUCUUCUGACAUAUGUGAAGCCAUGCUGAAGAUUGAGUUGAAGGGUAACAAGUGGGCUGUGACUAAAUUUGUCAAGGAGCACAACCAUGCCUUAGAGAGUUCUAAUAAGGUGCACAGUAUUCGGCCACGCAGGCAUUUUGCUGGCGCUGUGAAGAAUGUUGCCGAAGCUUAUCAAGCAGGUGUUGUAGUGCCAAGUGGUGUUAUGUAUGUUUCUAUGGAUGGAAAUCAUGUAAGCCAAACAUCUGUCGGUGCAAACCACGUAGCAAGGAGCAUGUCUCCAGUGGAGUCAAACCGUCAGGUCAAAAGCUCUAAUUGCAUAAAUUAUGGUAUCAAAUCUGCUAACACAAAGAGGACAUGGGGUAAAGAUGCCCAAAAUAUGUUGGACUACUUCAAAAAAAUGCAGGCUGAGAACCCUGGGUUCUUUUAUGCCAUACAACUUGAUGAAGAUAAUCGAAUGGCUAACGCAUUUUGGGCAGAUGCGAGGUCAAGGACAGCUUUUAGUCAUUUUGGUGAUGUGGUUACCUUGGACACUUCAUAUAAAGUGAAUCAGUAUAAAGUGCAAUUUGCUCCCUUCACUGGAGUGAACCAUCAUGGUCAAACUAUUUUGUUUGGUUGUGCAUUACUUCUAGAUGAUUCUGAAGCUUCCUUUGUUUGGUUGCUGAGGACAUUUCUUACUGCCAUGAAUGACCGCCCUCCAGUAUCUAUUGUCACUGAUCAAGAUAGAGCCAUACAGGCUGCAGUCAACCAGGUUUUGCCAAAGGCCCGUCACUGCAUUAGCAAGUGGCAUGUCCUCAGGGAAGGGCAGGAGAGGCUGGCUCAUGUUUGUCUCGCAAAUCCCAGUUUUCAGGUUGAGUUGUACAAUUGUAUUAAUUUGACUGAAACAAUUGAGGAGUUUGAAUCUUCUUGGGCUUCCAUUAUUGAUAAGUAUGAUCUGAGGAAGAAUGGUUGGCUGCAGUCACUAUAUAAUGCUAGAAGACAAUGGGUACCAGUAUAUUUUCGAGAUUCAUUCUUCGCUGUGAUUUCUCCCAAUCAAGGAGUUGAGUGUUCUUUUUUCGACGGUUAUGUGAAUCAACAGACUACAUUGCCCAUGUUUUUUAGACAGUAUGAAAGAGCUAUGGAGUACUGGUUUGAAAAGGAAAUAGAAGCAGAUUUUGAUACAAUCUCCAAUACCCCAGUUCUAAGAACACCAUCUCCUAUGGAGAAGCAGGCUGCAAACCUCUACACGAGGAAGAUCUUUGCAAAGUUUCAGGAUGAGUUGGUAGAGACUUUUGUAUACACCGCAAAUCGGAUUGAUGGUGAUGGUGCUACAAGCACUUACAGAGUUGCAAAAUUUGAAGAUGAUCAUAAAGCAUACACAGUGACUCUAAACAUCUCUGAUAUGAGGGCAAGCUGUAGCUGCCUAAUGUUUGAGUACUCAGGCAUUCUUUGCAGGCACAUUUUGACAGUAUUUACAGUAACAAAUGUUCUGACCUUACCUUCACAUUACAUCUUGAGGCGUUGGACCUGCAAUGCCAAGAGUGGGGGUUCAUUGGAUGAGCCAGGUGUAGAUCAUGCUCAAGAAUCAGUUCCAUUAAGGUAUAACAGUCUUUGUCGAGAAGCAAUUAAAUAUGCAGAAGAAGGGGCAACUGCAUCAGAGACUUAUGCUGCAGCUUUAACUGGUCUAAGAGAAGGGGGAAAGAAGAUUGCUAAUGUGAAGAAAAAUGCUGCUAAGUUUGUACCUCAGAUGGCCCCUCAAGGGUCCGCUUCUGGUUAUGAUGAUAAGAAAACUUCUGCUGCUGAUACACCUUUGUUAUGGCCCAGACAAGAUGAAGUUACCAGGCGGUUCAACCUUAAUGACUCUGCCAUCCUUCCUCAUCCUGUGGCAGAUAUGAAUCUUCUACGCAUGGCACCCACAUCCCUUCAACGGGAUGAUGGCCACGCUGACAACAUGGUUGUACUUCCUUGUCUUAAGUCAAUGACAUGGGUCAUGGAGAAUAAAAGUUCAGCGCCAGGGAAUAGACUAGCUGUAAUCAACUUAAAGCUGCAAGAUUACAGCAAGGGUCCUGCAAUAGAGUCAGAUGUCAAAUUUCAGCUCUCCCGAGUCACUUUGGAACCUAUGCUUAAAUCCAUGGCCAGCAUCAGUGAGCAGCUGUCGGCCCCGGCUAAUAGAGUUGCUGUUAUCAAUUUAAAGCUCCAAGACACUGAGACAAUCUCAGGAGAGUCAGAGGUGAAGUUUCAGGUUUCCCGGGAUACGUUAGGUGCCAUGUUGAGGUCGAUGGCUUAUAUUCGUGAGCAGUUGUCAGCUGUGAUUGAGCCCUUGACGGAACAGCCACCGAAAAAGCAGCGAAAAUAGCGACUUCAUAGCUCUGUAACUUAAAUUUUAGGGUUAGGUUUGCAGAUUUUAGGGUUAGGUUUGUGGCUCCCAUUAGGUGUGAUUUUUUUUUUCUCCUCAACCCCCCACCCCCAUUCAACAUUUCAAUCUAAUCCAUAAGUAUAUAUAGCUUUGCUAGAUUUGGGGGGGAGGAUAGAUGCUAGUUUUGUUUCUUAAAGGACAGAUCUCUUCUUCCCACUCCCUUGAUAGGAUGUUACGAAAUUGUACAUGUUUUUUCCUUCUUUCUUUUUUACAGUCAAAAUCAUGUAAUCAUGUAAUUGUUCUUUGGUGUUUCUGUUCUCCGAAACCCACAUUUCUUCCGAAUUGUAAUCGUUGUGUAGUA
Beta vulgaris subsp. vulgaris (sugar beet) is the source of this 3516-nucleotide messenger RNA. Its product is annotated as protein FAR1-RELATED SEQUENCE 3. The record is from RefSeq and is a predicted model, not a curated record. Gene Ontology annotation, molecular function: zinc ion binding. Gene Ontology annotation, biological process: regulation of DNA-templated transcription. The transcript has 6 exons. Bases 510 to 3155 code for a protein of 881 amino acids. Lineage: Eukaryota; Viridiplantae; Streptophyta; Magnoliopsida; Caryophyllales; Amaranthaceae.